GUCGGGAGGGGCUUAGGCUGGAGCUCUGGCGUGCGGCCCUCUCCACCAAAGCGCCCCCUCUGCAGCUACGCCUUUGCCAAUCCUGUCUCCGGGUUUUCGAGCCACACAAAUAGUUCUACCUGUCCCAAGGGGGCUCCUCACUCGGUCCCUCCCAGAAGGACUUGUAGUCCAAGUACAAUCCCCAAUGCCAAAAGCCUUGGGAGCCCGCGCCCAGUAAGAGGUGGUGCUUAAAGAACCCGGCUGUUGAGCUCCCCGGCCCUCGAGCUCCGGGUGAGGUGGGCGGAGCCCUGCUUUGGCGCGCUUUGAGACUGAGAAGCCUCCGCCGUCCUGCCUGCCUUCCCCCACCCUCGGGAGACCCCCGGGCGCCACGCAGCGAACGCUCUUCAAGUCUCCGAUUAAAUUUUAAAAAUGGCCUCCAAUAAAACUACAUUGCAAAAAAUGGGAAAGAAACAGAAUGGAAAGAGUAAAAAAGUUGAAGAGGCAGAGCCUGAAGAAUUUGUGGUAGAAAAAGUACUGGACCGUCGUGUAGUGAAUGGGAAGGUGGAGUAUUUCCUGAAGUGGAAGGGGUUCACAGAUGCUGAUAAUACUUGGGAACCAGAAGAAAAUUUAGAUUGUCCAGAAUUAAUUGAAGCAUUUCUUAAUUCUCAAAAAGCUGGUAAAGAAAAAGAUGGUACAAAAAGGAAAUCUUUAUCUGACAGUGAAUCUGAUGAUAGCAAAUCGAAGAAGAAGAGAGAUGCUGCUGACAAGCCCAGGGGCUUUGCCAGGGGCCUUGACCCUGAGCGAAUAAUCGGUGCCACAGACAGCAGUGGAGAGCUAAUGUUUCUCAUGAAAUGGAAGGACUCAGAUGAAGCUGACUUGGUGCUGGCAAAGGAGGCGAAUAUGAAGUGUCCUCAGAUUGUCAUCGCCUUCUAUGAGGAGAGGCUGACUUGGCAUUCUUGUCCCGAAGAUGAAGCACAAUAAUUGUUUGCAUUUAUAUAUAUAUAUUUAUAUAUAUAUAUAUAUAAUCUGGAUCUUGGGUUUUGAAUUACUAGUGUGGAAAAAAUAGCAUUCUAAUGAAAAUCAAGUUUGAUAUGCUGGUUUUGAAAGUAUUGACAGUAGUUGGGAUAUUUUUGGUUUUUGUUCUGCAUCAAAAGGCACUGAUUCCUUUGAGCAAGUGAGAGCUUUCUGUAGUUGCUUCCUUUAACAGUAGAAUAUUUGAUACCAUGUUGUAUUUCCUCAGCUUUGAAGAACAGCUUUUCUUAAUUGCUGGGGAGAUUUUACAGUCAUUACUCAAGUCAGAACUUAUUUUUAACUGGGACACAGAAGGACCAUUCUGGGUUUUUUUGUUUGUUUGUUCGUAUGCAGUGUAUGCAUAAAACACUUACAUAACCUGUCUGUUUUAUCUUUUUUUUAAUACUCAAAAGAACUGAAUGUGAAAACGCAAGUUGAUGAGAUUCCAUCACCGUGAAUGUUCUCCUGAAACCAUAACCUUUCAGAAUAAGCAGAGUCUGUAAUUUAUUGGAUAGUUUAUUUACAGAAUGUUGUCCAUACCAACACCCCUUCAGGAAAUGGAAUUAGACAACAUAGUAGUAUGAUUUAAUAGCAAGACUUGGCCGAGUAUGGUGGUGUGCACCUUUAAUCCCAGAACUCUGGAGGCAGAUAGAGCUCUGAUUUAAGAGGCCCCUGGUCUACAGAGGCAGGUCUAGGUCAGUGGGUCUGUGUAAAGGUUCCUCUGGUGAACCAUUCCUUUGUAGGACGUUAAAAUCUGUACUAAAAGGUUAUGAUUCAUGGAAUCUGUUUGAUGUGGAAAUAGAAUCAUGGUUGGAGCUGAUGUUGGCGAUUUAAGACCUGCUGACUAAGUGAGUGAACAAAAUUUGCUAAUAUCAAUUAGUGCCCUGCAUGCCUUUCCUUUACCCUGACUCAUUCCUUACGGGUAGGAUCAAUCUUUUCAGUAUUUGCAUUCUGGUUCAAUUAGCCAGAAAAGGAACUUUGUAGUGUCAGAAUGUCAUCCAACUGUAUAUUUACUUUAUUGUAAAUAAUGGUGAACAGUGGUCAAUAAAUAGUUUUAUAUUCCUUUA
Molecule: messenger RNA, 2057 nt
Organism: Rattus norvegicus (Norway rat)
Lineage: Eukaryota; Metazoa; Chordata; Mammalia; Rodentia; Muridae
Gene: Cbx3
Product: chromobox 3
Biological process (GO): negative regulation of DNA-templated transcription
Cellular component (GO): nucleus; chromocenter; pericentric heterochromatin
Source: RefSeq, a predicted model, not a curated record